AUGGAUGAAAUACUCGCAAUAACUGAUAGAGAACGAGUCAUUUUUGAAAAAUUUGACACUGAAAAUAUCGAAGAAGACUUAAUCUUAACCACCGAUAUUCGUUCAACUUAUCUUUCAAUUGCAAUAUAUCAUAUUAAAAAAGACAAUUCUGAUGAAAUAUUAGAUAAUAUAAAUAAAGCUGAAGAAGUAAUUAGUCGAUAUAAAGGUAAAGAUAAACUGAAAUUUGAAUAUGAUUCAUUUAUUCGAAUAGCAUUUAUUUAUGAAUUAAUAAAUACUUAUGAUCAAGCGAUAUUUUAUUAUGAAAAACUUCUUUCUUACAUAUCACAAAAUGAUUAUAAUGAAUUUGGAAAAACUUAUUAUUUCAUUGCACGAGUUUAUCAAGACAAAAAAGAUUAUUUAAUAUCUCUAUCAAAAUGUAAAAUAGCAUUAACAUUUUUACUCAAUUCAACUUGUCCUAAUCACGAACAAAUAGGAAAAUGUUAUGAUCUCUCAUCAUCAUGUUUUACCGAACUCUUCAAUUAUAAGUUUGCAUUUAUCUAUGCAGAAAAAGCCAACGAACAUUUCUCAUCAUGUGAUCCAAUUCAAUAUGAUUCCAUGUUAUUCUCAUAUACGAAUUGUACAAUAAUUCUUCUCAAGUCUAAACCAUAUAACUAUAAACAAUCAUUAGAAUAUAUUCUGACAUCAAGAAACUUUAUUCAACAUUGUUCAAAUGAAAAUUCAUUGCAAACUUUUCAUUUCCUAGUUGCUUCGAUUUAUUUUUCGAACAAAGAAUAUGAGAAUGCUAUUGUUUAUUAUCAGAAAUCCUUGGAAUAUUGUAAAGAAGUCAGUGAUAUUCUUCGUCGAUAUGAUCAAAUCUGGACAACUUAUCUCACCAUUGGAGAAAUUGAUAAAGCAUGUGAUAUAAUGAAACAAAGUAUUGAUUAUCAAAUGAAUUUGGAAUCAAUUGAUUAUCUAACCCUUUCAACUUCAUAUAUCAAUAUGGGUUCAAAUUAUGAACAAUUGGGAAAUUAUAAACUAGCUUUAUUAACUUAUCAAUCAGCGUAUGAAAUUCUUGACAAAUAUCAAAAUGAUAAAACACAUGAAAAUUAUUGUUACAUUUAUAUUUAUAUUACACGAAUUCAUUUAAGAUGUGGUCAACUAUUCGAUGCAUUGAGAUAUUCUUUAAAAAGUGAAUCAAUCGAUGUUUUGAACAAGAAGAAUGAACUCUCACCGAUAUCUAUUUUUAUAAAUUCUGGUUUAAUUCAAUGUAAACUUGGAAACUAUUAUAAAUCUUUGGAUUAUUUUGGAGAAGCAUGGGAAAUUCUAUUCGCGAAAGAUGUAAAUUCACCGACAUUAACUGGAAAAUUGUAUAAUUCUAUUGGUUAUGCUUAUUAUAAACUUGGUCAAACUGAUAUUGCGAUGGAAAAUUAUUUGAAAUGUUUAUCUAUGUUUGAAAAUUAUCUUCAACAUCCAAAUCUUGGUGAAAUUUAUAAAAAUAUUGGAUUAAUUUAUGAAGAAAAAGAAAAAAAUUAUUCGUUAGCUUUAUCUUAUUAUAAAAAAGCUUUGAAUACAGUUCCAAACAACAAACAUGUGAAUUAUAUUUUCUAUAAGAGUUUAAUAUUAACAUUGGAAAAGAGAAUCACUUGGAUGGAUUAUAUUUCAUAUUAUUUUUCUAAAACAUUCUGUUCUCUCUCAUAA
This is a messenger RNA of Adineta ricciae, 1677 nucleotides long. The record is from the annotation of a GenBank genome assembly. NCBI's taxonomy places the organism in Eukaryota, Metazoa, Rotifera, Eurotatoria, Adinetida, Adinetidae.